UCUCCAUGGAAACGUCGUCUGGCGCGCUGAACGGGAAAAAGUAACAGCAGUAACGUUAACGUUAGUUAUUUGAAUUUAACAGACAUACUAUACAAUCUUUGACAAAAUUGGUUAUUAUGAACCAAUUUCAGAAUUUGAUAAAUGACUGUCUUAUCGAUACAAAACACGUGGAAAGCGCUGCCAUUCUGGUUGCGAAGACUGCAACAGUAACUGCCGCGUCUGCAAGGUUUCAGGUUCUUCCACCACAAGCCCAGAUUUUCAUAGACUCUUUCAAGCACAUGGCAUCGACCAGAGAGCGGGGUUUCUACUUCCAAGACAAAGCAUACAACUGCGUCCGAGCUGACAGGAACUCCAUCUACUGCAAAUGUGGAACACAUGGCUUAAUUCUUGUGAAGACUGCUCUGUACGUUAUAGUGGCGACAUACAACGACAGCAUGUACCCCAGCGUGUGUGUGGAGGCCGUUGAGAAACUAGCAGUAUACCUCAAGGAUAAGGGCAAAUGAAGCAAGAACUGAGGAGGAGCAGCAUUAUGAUGGAUGAAACUGAUGAACUGGACUGGUGAAGUCAAGCAGUUGCCUACCGUUCAUGUUAGGCCACCUGCUAAGGAGAACAAACAUGUUUAGGAGAAAGUCAAAGUGUGUGUUGGUGGUCUUUCUACAAACCUACCCCUGUCCCCUCUCACAGUAUACAGGUUUAACCACUAGGUGGUAGUAAAUAGUCAUAAACCCAGCUGGAGACCAAGAACAGAUUUGAGUGCAGAGAUUAUGGCCAACCCUGCUCCAUGAGAACUACUGCGUGUGCUCGCUUUAGUUCCAGCCCUGCUCGAACACACCUGAUUCUACUCCUCAGCUGACAGACACGGUUUUGGGGCUUUGCGGCUAAAGGCCUGUUAAACUGUCUGUGUCCAUCGCAGACGUUCUGUUCAAACGCUCCAGUUACUCUCCAACCAGCUCUGGUGGUAACAUGAUUAACCUAGCUACAUAGUCGCACACACACACACACCCUGACGUAGCCUUGAUGAGUGUUUCAGAGCUGAAGCUGUGUAAAUUAAUUUCCUCAUGAGAACAAAUAAAGGAAAUCUGUAUCCGAGUCAAAACAUCAAAGAUCCACCACCAUAUUUUACAGUAGGGAUGAGGUAUUUCCUGCAUAUGCAUUGUUCUUUCAAAGGCCAAACCCACCAUGUUCAAAGAACAACAUUUUCAUGUCAUCUUACCAUAGCACUGCCUGGAGUUUGAUAAAUGGCAUUGCCACUUCAUUUGACAUGAAAAUAGAGCUCUGGCCACACAUUAUAGCAGUGGGUUUGGCCUUUGAAAGAAAAAUGCAUAUGCAGAAAAGACCUAAUCCCUACUGUAAAAUAUGGUGCUGUAUCUUUGAUGUUAUGAGGUUAUUUUACAUCCACUGGUCCUGGGGCCCUUGUUAAGGUCAACGGCAUCAUGAACUUUACCAAGUACCAGGACAUUUUUUGCCAAAAACCUGGUUACCUCUGCCAGUAGGCUGAAUCUUGGCUGCAAGUGGAUCUUCCAGCAAGACAA
Molecule: messenger RNA, 1532 nt
Organism: Coregonus clupeaformis (lake whitefish)
Lineage: Eukaryota; Metazoa; Chordata; Actinopteri; Salmoniformes; Salmonidae
Gene: pfn4
Product: profilin family member 4
Exons: 4
Coding region: 117-503 (128 amino acids)
Cellular component (GO): cell cortex
Molecular function (GO): actin monomer binding
Source: RefSeq, a predicted model, not a curated record